This is a messenger RNA of Anolis carolinensis (green anole), 3509 nucleotides long. RefSeq names its product ring finger protein 6 (gene rnf6). Lineage: Eukaryota; Metazoa; Chordata; Lepidosauria; Squamata; Anolidae. The record is from RefSeq and is a predicted model, not a curated record. Gene Ontology annotation, biological process: protein ubiquitination; positive regulation of DNA-templated transcription; ubiquitin-dependent protein catabolic process. The transcript is spliced from 5 exons. Gene Ontology annotation, cellular component: cytoplasm; nucleoplasm. Gene Ontology annotation, molecular function: ubiquitin protein ligase activity. Bases 576 to 2528 code for a protein of 650 amino acids.
GUAAACCGGAGCACCGGAACUCGACGGACAGGGACAGCGGUUGCACCACUUAGAGUGGGAUGUGAGUUUCUCCUCCCGAAGCCGAGCCUCCGAGCAACCGCCGCCUGCCCGCUCGCGCACCUGCUCCGGCCUAGUUGGAGGAGGACGGGUGGAGGACGGCGAUUGGCCGCGCUCCGCCUUUCCCGCCGAGAGGUUGGCUCGGGGUGGUGUCAAUCAUUCCUCCCCACCCGCCCCCGAAGACGCCAAUGUGGCCUGAGCUGGAGGGAGCAGGUCGGCGCCUCCAGACAAGGCUCAGGGAGACCCGGCCAGAAUUUCUAUAAAAUGCAGCCUGCUUGUCCAAAGUGGACUGAAAAGACAGAAGAUGCCUAAAGUGUCUAAGAAGACUUGCAACAUCACACCUUAUUAGAAAUUAUUCACAUACCUGCAUUUUAAAAGGGUUGAAGAAAAAGUGAGGAAAAUAAUGUGAGAUAUUUUUUUUGCAUAUUACUAUUGAUUCUUCAUUCAUAACUUCCAAAGCUGCUGCUUUGGCCAUUGGUGCCUUAACGUUAAUCAAAUCAGAAUCUGGUCUUCCUAGAAUGGACUGUUCUAGGUCUUGCUCAGGGGCAAGUGGUGGACAGACCACAUCCCAAAGCCAUAGUGAUGACGGUGAGAGGCAGUGGCAACAGGAGCGCCUUAACAGAGAGGAAGCAUAUUACCAAUUCAUUAAUGGGCUAAGUGAUGAAGAUUACAGAUUAAUGAGAGAUCGCAACCUUCUUGGGACUCCAGGAGAAAUAACAGCAGAUGAGCUACAGCAGCGCUUACAAGGUGCAAAGGAACAGUUGUCAUCUCAAUCCGAUCCAGAAAACAGAGACUGGGAAGGAGAAACUGUUGGAUAUUCACAGACUCUUGGGGAAAGUUCAACAAGCGAUUCCCUGCUAGAGUGGCUGAACAGAUUCCAUCAUACUGGAAAUUCCACCCGUAGUGGACAGAGUGGGAACCAGACUUGGAGGACUGUAAGCCAGGCAAACCCUAAUAAUGGCGAAUUCAGGUUUAGUCUUGAAAUAAAUAUAAAUCAUGAACCUAACAGUGACAGUGCUGCUGGUGAGGAAUUCAGUGGAUUGUUACAUGGCCAUAGUAACAGAACACAUAUUGUAAAUAGUGCUCUAGUACCAGACAGCCCGGUAGCCAGCCGAACCAGGAGCCGGACACUGAGAGCUGCUGCAGACAAUGCCCUUGCUUCAUCCAGACUUGGAAAUGUUAGCAGUCCAAUGACACAAAGCACUGCUGAAACAUCCCGACUCUUCUCAGGCAGACUCAGAAGCAGAAACAGAAACCCAGCAGGUUUUGAAGGACGCCGCGCCUUUUUAGAUGCUAACGAGCACAAUAUUAUCAGACAAAGAAGAACGCGCAGAGUUGCAUCAGUGCGACUUCACAGAGGGAGAACUGAAGAUCGAAUUCGGAGAGGAACAAGACAAAGACCAGAGGUUUUAAGACUAAGGUCAACUUUUACUAGUCAGUUCCAGUCUCUCUUGGAAGGGAGGCCACACAGGAAUGUUGAGCAGAUGAAUAGAGAGUCUAAUGGGACAAAUGUAGCUCAGUCUCUUCCAGAACAAGGUGAGGGACAGGCACCACCCUUGGGUGUACCUUUGGAAGAGGAAGAAUCUGCUAGAGCCACAGCUGAACCUAGAAGGCAACCUACUAUUACAUUAGACCUUCAGGUGAGAAGGAUUCGCCCUGGAGAAAAUAGGAAUCAGGACAGUAUUGCUACUAGAACCCGCUCAAGAGCAGGUGGGGCAGACAACUUGGUUACUUUUGAAAGCGACGGUGGAGGAUUUCGUCGGACUGUUUCACGAUCUGAACGUGCAGGUAUACGAACAUAUGUUAGCACCAUACGGAUACCUCUUCGUAGGAUAUCAGAAACUGGACUUGGGGAAUCUUCAGCUACAGCGCUUAGAUCAAUUCUGAGGCAAAUUAUGACAGGCUUUGGAGAGCUAAGCUCUUUAAUAGACACAGAAUCAGAUUCUGACACUCAGAGGAGUACUCAGAACUUAUUAGAUAUGCAGUCACAGCUGUCUAACAUGCAUACUCUAAGUGAUAUCAGUGGAUUUACUGCAACUUCGGUUAGGAGCAGACCUGAUGAACAAGGUAACAGUGAAUGGGAUACCGAAAUCGAUGCUACUCGACACAACAGACAAGGUAACGAACCACAAGAUAGCAGACAGUUUCAAGAUGCAAGCAGUUUUGUUGAAAAUGGAACUCUUCCCAUCCUCCGCCUUGUGCCCUACCUUUUGUUACAAGAAGAUGGUAAUAGCCUCUUGAGGGGAUUAACCAAAGACCAAAUUGAUAGUCUGCCUACCCGGAAUUAUGGGAGUGUCAGUGUAGAAGAGGGUGAAACAAGCAAGGCAUGUAGUGUGUGCAUUAUUGAAUAUGUUGUUGGAAAUAAGCUAAGACAGUUGCCAUGUAUGCAUGAGUUUCAUUUUCAUUGUAUUGAUCGCUGGCUUUCUGACAAUUCCACCUGCCCAAUUUGUCGGCAACCUGCAGUGGCUUAAUAUUUUGGGAAAUGGAUAAAACACCUGGGCUGUUUUUAAUACCUUUCAAUAAGAAGAAAGGGCUGUUUUAAAUGUGUUAAAAAUGAGAGAAAAUCUGAUGAUAUUUGGCAAUGAAUGCAUCUCUACUUAAAGUGCAAGGAAAGAGUACAUGUCCAUUUACCAUUGUAAGUCUAUUUUUCUAUAUAAUUUUAUUAUGGAAAGCACUUCUGUAAUACAGACAUUUAAUAGCUUUUGUUCCUUAUGAUUCAAUCUAUUGAGGUUUCAGUUUAUUUUGUGCAGUGCUCUUAAAGCUUUUUGUUAUUAGCUGUUGUGUGAGCAGUGCCCUUUUGUUUUGCAAAUUAAGCUGCAAGCCUUGGUCUCUGAAAGAAGGUUCUUAAGUUAUUUUAAAUUGCUUUGUUUCAUUACAUGGUGUAUAUUUUAAUGGAACACCCUGCACAUUUGGUUUUAUUUAAGUCAUUUAUAGGCAGCUUUUGCAUGCUUUAUGGCUUACUACUAACACUUUAAUUUUUAAACAUGUAUGAAGUCUGAUUUAGAGCAGUUAAUGUUUCAGUACAUACAGCCAGGAGGUUAGCAUGAAGAACUGUUAAUCCACAUUUACCAGCUAUAUCUUUACUUCAGAAAUUGCUUGAAAAAUAUAGAAACCCUGUAUUUAGGUUGUUUAAUCCAGUUUUAUAGGCAUUCUGAGGGUUUGUAGUUCAAAGAUGGAAGAGUGCCACGUUUAAAGAACUUAUCUGCUGCAUGCAUGAUUUAUGUUUUGGUUUUCUUGCAGUUUAACAAUUCAUUGUAAAGAUUGUCUUUGAUGGACCAGGUACAAAUGGGAGACAUAUUUCUGUUCAGCUCAUAAGGGGAGCUCCCUCGGGAUCAAAUGUGAUAAAAUGUUAAGGGAAUAUGUAUGCUCACCAUUAAAUACCAAAAACAUCUGUAUACAUGGCCUUUUUAUGGCAUAUGUCAAUACCUGAAUAAAUCUUCAAAACUGGAAAA